AUGGCGCCCCGUUCGGUCCUUGUGGGUGCGCUCCUGAGCGCUCUCGCCCUGGCGGCCCCGGCUGAGGCUGCAGUUGCGGCGGAAAAGGUCGCACCGGUGUCGCAGGCAGGUGCUCCGCUCUUCCCCAGUGAAACGGUCCAAUUGACCAACGUUGCCCUGUCGAACCUGGAUGCCAAUCAGUCUGCCCUCUUUGGCUUCGCAGGUAAUGCUUCGAGCCUGUCCGCUCGGACUCAGAGUGGCUGCAAGGUUUAUCCUGGGGAUUUCUGGUGGCCCUCGCACUGGGUGUGGUCGCUGUUUGACGAGCUUCUGGGUGGCGCUCUGAUCAAAACGGUGCCCCUGGCUGCGUCCUGCUACAACUCUUGGCCCGAGUACGAUGCCACUGAAUGUGAAACAGUGACGGACAACUGGACGAACUCCAAUCUCCAUGCUGCCGAUGCUGCCUCUGUGAUGUGGCCCUUGUUUGAGGGCAGGACUUGUCUCCCCACUACUAAUGCCUCCGCAUCCUGCACGGUGGGUGGUUAUAGUAGUUAUGCUGUCAAUGUCACCAAUGUGGCCCAGAUCCAGCUGGCGGUCAACUUUGCCCGCAAUGCUGGCCUUCGUCUGGUCGUCAAGAACACUGGCCAUGAUUUCAGCGGCAAGUCCACCGGUGCUGGUGCUCUGGGUAUCUGGACUCACCACCUGAAGGAGAUCGAUUACAUCGAGAACUAUCAGAGCUCGAGCUACCAGGGCCCCGCGGUCAAGAUGGGUGCUGGUGUGCAGGCGUUUGAGAUUUAUGAGAAGGGCAAAGAGCUUGGCUUUACUGCUGUUGGUGGCGAAGGCAGGACCGUCGGUGUUGCCGGUGGCUACGUGCUCGGUGGUGGCCACUCGCCCAUGUCCAGUAUGUAUGGUCUGGCCGCAGACCAGGUCCUCGCCAUGGAGGUUGUCCUAGCGAACGGUCGCUUCGUCACUGUGACUGAGGAGAGCGACCCCGACCUCUUCUGGGCCAUUCGUGGUGGCGGUGGCGGUACCUUCGGUGUUGUCACGUCUGUCAUUUCCCGCGUCCAUCCCAAGGUCGGCGCCACUGUCUCUACGUUCAGCUUCUCCACCGGCACCGACGUUUCUGUGGAUGCCUUCUGGGCCGGUGUCCGCUCGUACAUGGAGCGCUUCCCGGCUCAUGCUGAUGCUGGCACUUACGCCUAUUUCUGGAUUAUUGCGACCGGUCCCAACUCCUUCCUCUUCCUGAUGAACCCCUUCUUCGCCGUCAACCACACCCUUGCUCAGUACAACGCGCUCGUGCAGCCCUGGUACAAUGACCUCGAGGCGCUGGGAAUCCCCUUCACCCCCAACUCGACUUAUUAUGACAACUUCUACGAUGCCUGGAGCGCCGGCUUCCCUCUGGAAACCGUCGCCUUGUCCACCAUGCUGACUGGCUCCCGCCUGUUCCCCCGCGCUAACUGGGAGAGUGAGUCCUCCUUGAACGCUACCUUCGAUGCCCUCCGCUCCACGAUCAGCGCCGGCUACAACGUGCUCGCCUUCAACAUGAAGGCCGAGCUGCCCACCGGCUACACCCCCAACUCCGCUAACCCGGCCUUCCGCACCACCCUCAUGCAUGCUAUCACCUCCACCAGCUGGGAUGCCGACGCCACCAAUGCCGAGAUCAAGUCGAACAUGGAUUAUUUCACCAACACCAUCCUCGGCCAGUGGCGUGCCACCUGCCCCGACGCUGGUGCUUACAUGUCCGAGUCGGAUAUCCUGGAGCCCAACUUCCAGCAGGCUUUCUACGGCUCCAACUAUGCUCGUCUGUAUCAGCUGAAGCAGCGCUAUGAUCCUACUUCCCUGUUCUAUGCCCCCACUGCCGUGGGUAGCGAGCACUGGGUAGUGAAGAGCGAGGAUGGUCUUCCCGAUCAGAACGGUCGCCUGUGCCGCGUUUAA
Penicillium canariense is the source of this 1911-nucleotide messenger RNA. Its product is annotated as FAD-dependent oxidoreductase. Lineage: Eukaryota; Fungi; Ascomycota; Eurotiomycetes; Eurotiales; Aspergillaceae. Gene Ontology annotation, molecular function: oxidoreductase activity; FAD binding. The transcript has 4 exons. The record is from RefSeq and is a predicted model, not a curated record. The coding region runs from base 1 to 1911 and encodes 636 amino acids.